AUGCCAUUCAGAAUCGCCCUCCUCCUGUGCGACACCCCGAACGAUGACGUCAUUGCCGAGUCUGGAGACUACCACCGCAUCUACACCGACUGGCUCGCCGUAGCCCUCCACUCGUACCCCGACAAGGCCGUGUCAGCCAGCGUGGACCUCUUAGUCGACCCGUACGAUGUCGUCAACAAGCAAGAGUAUCCCGCCUGGGAUCGUCUCCAGCACGGCGCACCCGACGCCUACCAUGCAGUCAUGAUGACAGGAUCCAAACACACUGCAUACGACACUGCCAACCCCUUCAUCCCGCCCCUCGUAUCCUUCAUCUCCAAGGUCGCGUCGUCUCCCGAGACCCAGCACGUCAAACUCGUCGGUGUCUGUUUCGGCCACCAGAUUCUGUCUAUCGCGCUCGGCGGUGCCUGCGAGCCUGGUCAGAAUGGCUGGGAAAUCGGCGUCCAUGGCUGCCAGCUUACCAAAGAGGGUAAGUACUGGUGGACUGGCGACGUCGAGGGACAAGGCGGCGAGGACAAGGUGUAUCUCGAGCAGAUGCACAAGGACCACGUCCCGGCUGUGCCCCCUGGCUGUCUUCUCUUGGCCAAAUCUACUCGCUACCCUGUCCACUCUUUCCUCAAACCCCACCCGUCUUCUACCCCCGAGCACCCCUUGGCCCAAGUGCUCACCAUCCAAGGCCACCCCGAAUUCACCCCUUCUAUCGUAGGCCAUAUCGUCAACGCCCGUGCUGCUACGGGUGUAUUCAACGACGAGGUCACCAAAGAGGCCAGGCGGAGAGCCGGUGGCAAGGACGGUACUGGAGGCGAGGGCUUUGGAAGGAUUGGCUGGGCCGUGUGGAGAAUGUUGCUGCAAGACCUCCCACCGGCGUAA
Messenger RNA from Cryptococcus amylolentus CBS 6039, 867 nucleotides. RefSeq lists its product as hypothetical. Gene Ontology annotation, cellular component: cytosol; nucleus. Lineage: Eukaryota; Fungi; Basidiomycota; Tremellomycetes; Tremellales; Cryptococcaceae. The coding region runs from base 1 to 867 and encodes 288 amino acids. The transcript has 4 exons. The record is from RefSeq and is a predicted model, not a curated record.